Megalobrama amblycephala (Wuchang bream) is the source of this 6940-nucleotide messenger RNA. Its product is annotated as deleted in malignant brain tumors 1 protein-like. The record is from RefSeq and is a predicted model, not a curated record. Bases 493 to 6753 code for a protein of 2086 amino acids. NCBI's taxonomy places the organism in Eukaryota, Metazoa, Chordata, Actinopteri, Cypriniformes, Xenocyprididae. Gene Ontology annotation, cellular component: membrane. The transcript is spliced from 38 exons.
CACCCGUAGUUAAAGCCAGAGUUGCCAGCGCCUCCUUCCAUCCAAUAAUCGAAAAAAGCUUUGAGCUUUAUUACUUCUGAUAAGAAUACAAGUUUCAGUUUUCAAAUUCUGUCCAUUUUAUAAUUAAAUUAAAACAAUAAAUAACGUUUUGACUCUCUUAAAUGUGACGUGUUCAGAAGGCAGCGCGCGAGUCUUUUCUUCCUCUUUAACACAAGUCAUGUCCCGAAAAACAUGAACGAACAUCAAAGGGUGCAGUAAGAACCUCUCAACCUCAGUGAAGAUGAAGAGCUUUCUAACACUCAUUUUCCAGUUUUUGUGAUCAGACUCAUCGCAGCUGGAAACGUGAGGCUGGUGGGUGGUAAUAAUUCCUGUGCUGGUAGAUUGGAGGUUUAUUAUAGUGGAGAAUGGGGAACUGUGUGUGAUGAUUAUUGGAGUUUGACAAACACUGCAGUGGUGUGUAGAGAGCUGGACUGUGGCAAUACUUCACAUAUAAUGCGUGCUGCUCACUUUGGACCUGGAUCAGGAAAAAUCUUGAAGGAUAAUGUGAUGUGUAGUGGAUCAGAGUCCACAAUUCUCAACUGCAAUAGUGCAAAAAUGAGUGACAUUAACUGUGAGCAUAGUGAAGAUGUUGGAGUUAUCUGUUCAGGAGUCCGGCUGGUUGGAGGUUCACGCUGCUCUGGAAGACUAGAGGUGCCUCAUGGGAACACAUGGAUGUCAGUGUGUGCUGCUGCCUUUGACCAGCAGGAUGCAGAGGUUGUGUGUAGAGAGCUGGACUGUGGGGCUCCUGUACAGGUGCUGGGAGAAGAUGCUUUUGGAAAAGGAGACGCUCAGAUGUGGACACAAGAGAUUCAGUGUAGAGGAAAUGAGUCUCAGUUUGCUCUCUGUCCAGUGUCACCACACAAUUGUUUCUAUGACAACGAUGUGAGCGUUAUAUGUGCUGAAACAGUGAGAUUAGUAGGUGGUAAGAGUUCCUGUGCUGGUAGAGUGGAGGUUCUUCAUGAUGGUCAGUGGGGAACAGUGCAUGACGAUGGCUGGGAUAUGACUGAUGCUGCAGUGGUGUGUAGAGAGGUGGGCUGUGGAGAGGCUUUAAGUGCACCAAAGAAUGCUCACUUUGGAGAAGGAUCAGGAAAAAUCUGGAUUCAUGAUGUACUGUGUACUGGAUCAGAGUCUACAUUGAAGAACUGUAGAUUCAAUGGAUGGGGAAUAGAAGCUAAACAUACUGAAGAUGCUGGAGUCAUUUGCUCUGGAGUCAGGCUGGUUGCAAGUUCCCGCUGUUCUGGCAGAGUAGAAGUGCCUCGUGAUCGGAUGUGGGUGUCAGUGUGUGCUGCUGCCUUUGACCAGCAGGAUGCAGAGGUUGUGUGUAGAGAGCUGGACUGUGGGGCUCCUGUACAGGUGCUGGGAGAAGAUGCUUUUGGAAAAGGAGACGCUCAGAUGUGGACACAAGAGAUUUGGUGCAGAGGAGAUGAGUCUUUUUUAUCUUUGUGUCCAACAUCAUCGAUCAAAUACAACUGUACCCAUGAGAAUGACAUUGGACUGAUAUGUUCUGGUUACACUGAUCUCAGACUGGUCAAUGGUCCUGACAUCUGUUCUGGUCGAGUUGAGCGUCAGUACUUCAGUAAAUGGGGCACAGUGUGUGAUGCAUGCUGGGAUAUGAGAGCUGCCAGUGUCCUCUGUAGACAGCUGAAUUGUGGGAUUGCUGUGUCUGUUGUGGGAUCAGACUGGUUUGGAGAGGGAAGUGGUGAAAUCUGGGCUGAUGUGUUUGAUUGUGACGGGAAUGAAACAAAACUCUCAGAAUGUUCCAUCUCUUCAUGGAGUCGAGCUGAAUGUUCUCAUAGACGAGAUGUUGGAGUCAUCUGCUCUAAUUCCUCUCUGGCUGUUCAUGACGGUCUGGUGCGGUUGUCUGGAGAGAGACAGUGUGAGGGGGAGGUGGAAGUUUCCAUCCAUCAGGUCUGGAGGAGAGUUCUGCUGGACUCCUGGAGUCUCACUGAAUCCUCUGUGGUCUGCAGACAGCUGGGCUGUGGCUCUGUGCUGAACUUCUCCGGCUCCUCUUCAUCCAGUCCUGAACACAGUCAUGAGUGUGUGACGGGCUUCCAGUGCUCUGGGAGUGAAGCUCAUCUGGGGAACUGCAGAUCUCCACAAACUCUCAACUGCAGCUCCACACAACAGCUGUCAAUCACCUGCCUUGGUCGCGGGUCCAUCAGGCUGGUGGGUUCUGGGGGAGACUGUGCAGGGAGGCUGGAGGUUUUUCACAGCGGCUCAUGGGGGACAGUGUGUGAUGACUCCUGGGAUAUUAAAGACGCCCAUGUGGUGUGCAGACAGCUGCAGUGUGGAGUGGCCCUCAGUAACCAGCAGGUACCAGCCUGGUUUGGUCCUGGUUCUGGACCCAUAUGGCUGGAUGAGGUGGAGUGUGAGGGGAAUGAGACGUCCCUGUGGAGCUGCUCUUCUCCAGGCUGGGGAAAACAUGACUGUCAACACAAGGAGGAUGUAGGAGUCGUGUGCUCAGAGUUUAAAGAGAUCAGGUUAACUGAGGGCUGUGAAGGGAAUGUGGAGGUUUUCUACAAUGGAUCUUGGGGAAAUGUGUGUUACAAUAAGAUGGACAGAGACACAGCGAGUCUGAUCUGUCAGGAGCUGAACUGUGGAAGAUCUGCCAGUGAACCCAGUAAUUCAGAGGGACUGAAGUCUCAUAAUUGGCUUGAUGAUUUUAAUUGUCGACGUCAUGAUUCCACUCUAUGGCAGUGUCCAUCUUCACCCUGGGGACUGAAUGACUGUGAUAAUGAAGUGGCCAAAAUCACCUGCUCAAUGGAGGAAAGUCAUGAAUCUCCUCAGAGUCGGAUUACAUGUUCAAACUCACCAUCUCCUCACCAGAGACAGUGUUCAAAUCAUGUUCCUCUCAGACUGAGUGGAGGGGAGGGCCGGUGCUCUGGGAGGCUGGAGGUGUAUCAUAACGCUGUGUGGGGCUCAGUCUGUGAUGAUCUGUGGGACAUCAGCGAUGCUCAGGUGGUCUGCAGACAGCUGGGUUGUGGAGCAGCACUGAGGGCUGAUGGGAAUUCAGUCUUUGGUGCUGGUGAAGGUGUUGUGUGGCUGAACAGAGUCGAGUGCAGAGGGAAUGAGAUUCACCUGUGGGACUGUCCUCUCUCCCUGAAGAACCACACUGACUGCUCCAACAAAGAUCACGCUGGACUCACCUGUGCAGAUUCACCAGAUUUGUCAGUGUCCACUACUCCUGCCACAACAACAUCAUCUUCUCCUCCAGUUUCUCAGACAGUGAGCUCAACAUCAGUCUUUCGUUCACAAACUCCUCCGUCUCUCUCUGUGCUUGUGAUUGUACUGGGAGUUGUGCUCUUACUGCUCUUAGUGCCACUGCUUAUACUGAUUCAGCAGAACAGAGUGAUGAGGAGAGCUCUCUCUAAGAGGAGACACAGGAGCACGACUGAGGCCGUUUAUGAGGAGAUUCAUCACAGACACAAUCAGUUCACUCAGAGGGGAAGUGUCCUUUCUGAAGAACAGCAUUCUGGGUAUGAAGAUGCUGACAAGUUUCUUUCAGCGCAACAACCCAGAGCAGAGAAUUAUGAUCAUAUAAUGAUUGUUACACUGAGACAUCAUGCUACAGAUGACAUAUCAGAAACAUAUGAUGACGUCAUCAUCAUACAGCAGUUCUCCAAUAAUAAAGCAGAUCCAGGCUUUGAUGCUGAAUAUAACCUGCAGUGUUUCUCUCUCAAUCUCUUUAAGUUUAGUCUGAAAUCAUUUACAUGUAAUAUUACACUUACAUACUAUGUUUACUCUCUCUCAUGUGUAGAUAGUGUGAAUGUGAGGUUGGUGAAUGGCAAUAAUCCCUGUGCUGGUAGAGUGGAGGUUCUUCAUGAUGGUCAGUGGGGAACAGUGUGUCAUGAUAACUGGGAUCUGACUGAUGCUGCAGUGGUGUGUAGAGAGAUGGACUGUGGGACGGCUGUAGAAGCAACAUAUAAUGCUCACUUUGGACAAGGAUCAGGACCAAUUUCAAUGGGUUAUCUAUACUGUAGUGGACCAGAGACUGCACUGAAAGACUGCUUUUCAGACAGCUGGUAUGCAGCAUGGGUCUGUAAUCAUAAACAAGAUGCUGGUGUCGUGUGUUCAGAACAAGGACUUCGACUCAUGGACGGGUCUCACCUGUGCUCUGGGAGAGUGGAGGUGCUUCGUACAGAAGGAUGGGUUUCAGUGUGUGCUGCUGCCUUUGACCAGCAGGAUGCAGAGGUUGUGUGUCGACAGCUGGACUGUGGGAUUCCUGUACAGGUGCUGGGAGAAGAUGCUUUUGGAAAAGGAAAGGGUCGAGUUUGGUCAGAGGAGAUUCAGUGUAGAGGAAAUGAGUCUCAGAUACACAACUGUUCACGAAUAUCUUCACAGAAGCACAACUGUUCCCAUGACAAUGAUGUUGGAGUUAUUUGUUCUGGUUACACUGAUCUCAGGCUGGUAAAUGGCACAGACUUUUGUUCUGGAAGAGUGGAGCUUCAGUUCCUCAAUGAUUGGGGCACAGUGUGUGAUGCAUGCUGGGAUAUGAGAGCUGCCAGUGUCCUCUGUAGACAGCUGAAUUGUGGGAUUGCUGUGUCUGUUGUGGGAUCAGACUGGUUUGGAGAGGGAAGUGGUGAAAUCUGGGCUGAUGUGUUUGAUUGUGACGGGAAUGAAACAAAACUCUCAGAAUGUUCCAUCUCUUCAUGGAGUCGAGCUGAAUGUUCUCAUAGACGAGAUGUUGGAGUCAUCUGCUCUGAGAGUGAAGCUCAUCUGGGGAACUGCAGCUCUCCACAAACUCUCAACUGCAGCUCCACACAACAGCUGUCAAUCACAAACUUUGGUCGCGGGUCCAUCAGGCUGGUGGGUUCUGGGGGAGACUGUGCAGGGAGGCUGGAGGUUUUUCACAGCGGCUCAUGGGGGACAGUGUGUGAUGACUCCUGGGAUAUUAAAGAUGCCCAUGUGGUGUGCAGACAGCUGCAGUGUGGAGUGGCCCUCAGUAACCAGCAGGUACCAGCCUGGUUUGGUCCUGGUUCUGGACCCAUAUGGCUGGAUGAGGUGGAGUGUGAGGGGAAUGAGACGUCCCUGUGGAGCUGCUCUUCUCCAGGCUGGGGAAAACACAACUGUCAACACAAGGAGGAUGUAGGAGUCGUGUGCUCAGAGUUUAAAGAGAUCAGGUUAACUGAGGGCUGUGAAGGGAAUGUGGAGGUUUUCUACAAUGGAUCCUGGGGUAAUGUGUGUUACAAUAAGAUGGACAGAGACACAGCGAGUCUGAUCUGUCAAGAGCUGAACUGUGGAAGAUCUGCCAGUGAACCCAAUUAUUCAGAGGGACUGAAGUCUCAUAAUUGGCUUGAUAAACUUAAUUGUCGACGUCAUGAUUCCACUAUAUGGCAGUGUCCAUCUUCACCCUGGGGACUGAAUGACUGUAAUAAUGAAGUGGCAAAGAUCACCUGCUCAGAGGAGGAGAAUCAUGAAUCUCCUCAGAGUCGUCUGACAUGUUCUACCUCACCAUCUCCUCACCAGAGACAGUGUUCAGAUCAUGUUCCUCUCAGACUGAGUGGAGGGGAGGGCCGGUGCUCUGGGAGGCUGGAGGUGUAUCAUAACGCUGUGUGGGGCUCAGUCUGUGAUGAUCUGUGGGACAUCAGCGAUGCUCAGGUGGUCUGCAGACAGCUGGGUUGUGGAGCAGCACUGAGGGCUGAUGGGAAUUCAGUCUUUGGUGCUGGUAAAGAUGUUGUGUGGCUGAACAGAGUCGAGUGCAGAGGGAAUGAGAUUCACCUGUGGGACUGUCUUCUCUCCCUGAAGAACCACACUGACUGCUCCAACAAAGAUCACGCUGGACUCACCUGUGCAGAUUUGCCAGAUUUGUCAGUGUCCACUACUCCUGCCACAACAACAUCAUCUUCUCCUCCAGUUUCUCAGACAGUGAGCUCAACAUCAGUCUCUCGUUCACAAACUCCUCCGUCUCUCUCUGUGCUUGUGAUUGUACUGGGAGUUGUGCUCUUACUGCUCUUAGUGCCACUGCUUAUACUGAUUCAGCAGAACAGAGUGAUGAGGAGAGCUCUCUCUAAGAGGAGACACAGGAGCACGACUGAGGCCGUUUAUGAGGAGAUUCAUCACAGACACAAUCACUUCACUCAGAGGGGGAGUCUCAUCUCUGAAGAACUGCAUUCUGGGUAUGAAGAUGCUGAUGAGCUUCUCUCAGAAAAAGAGUUCAAGACUGUAUAUUAUAAUGAUGUCACCAAUGGCCUGAAAGAAGAGAUGAUGAAGGAAAUCACACCGGGAUACUAUGAUGAUGUCAUCACUGAUGGACUGAAACCAGAUCGUGAGACAGAAGACACACCUGAGAGUUAUAAUGAUGACAUGACGAGUGGACAGAAAUUUAAUAUUAAACAAGUGGACACACCGGAGCAUUAUGAUGAUGUCAUCAUUAAUGGACAGAACAUUCCAGGUGUAACAGAAGAGAUGAUGAAGGAAAUCACACCGGGAUACUAUGAUGAUGUCAUCACUGAUGGACUGAAACCAGAUCAUGAGACAGAAGAUACACCCGAGAGCUAUGAUGAUGUCAUGACGAGUGGACAGAACUCAAUCAAAAAUGUGGACACACCAGAGAAUUACGAUGAUGUCAUCAUUAAUGGACAGAAAUUUCAAGAUGUAACGGAGGGAGAUCAGGAGGAGUAUGAUGAUGUGAAGAACAGCGAUGAAGAUGAGAGAAACCUCUUAGACUAUGAUGAUGUAGGGGAGGAGUCAAAUAAAAAGGGAGGGGCCAUAUGACUCACUGACCACACCCACUGCCUCUGCUCAUCAAAUCAUAUUACAGUUACUGGAGAUACUGGGAGUUCCUUAUACUGCUAUUAAAGAUUAUUGUUUUUGAUAUCUUAAAUACUUUUGUAUAAAUGGGUACUUGCAUUGCAACAUUUUGUAGUAUCUCUAUUUUUAUAUCAAUAUUUUUCACCUAAUA